Messenger RNA from Symbiodinium sp. CCMP2456, 770 nucleotides. Lineage: Eukaryota; Dinophyceae; Suessiales; Symbiodiniaceae. The record is from the annotation of a GenBank genome assembly.
GACCGGAACGAAGUCACCAGCUUCUACCUCCGCUGCGCGGCGAAGACCAUCUGUCGGAUGCAGCGGAAUGUUAGCUAUUUGGUACGCGACCUUCGGCAAGGCAAGCUUUGGCAAAGCGACGACGACGGGUCCAGCCGCGUGCCUCCCAUCUUAGACCUCCCGCUCCUGGCGAUCAUGGGGCUUUUCUCCAUGCUGGUCAAUCCGCUGACAGCCUUUGCCAUCUACUUGUUUCCCUUCACCGAAGGUAUCGACCUCUUCGAGGGGUUUGGGAUGAAGGCUGCCUUCUGCGUGCCCGACCAUGAGUUGGCUAUACCGAUCUUCAGCAUCUGGGGACCAUCGUCGGCCUCAUUGACCUUCCUGAUCAUUUGCGUCCUUUCCGGCUUUGCUUUGUGGCUGUUCUCUGCAUUCCGAGUCUGCAACGUCUGGAGGCAUCCCGCUGGAGAGGUGCCUCGGCUUGCCCAGAUCAUGCUCAGCCUUCGGGCUGUUAUCGUCCGCGCAUCCGUGAUUCAGAUGGUGAUCUGGGUGCUUAUCACAGGAGCCUUCCUUGCUGAGCUGGGCACCAUGCCUGCUAGCGAUCGCUUCAACGCAUGCUCGACGUACAUCCGAAGCCGAACUGUUUUUCAAGACGGCUCGGUCUUCUUCAACUGCACCUGCCGGGACUUGUACGCAGGGUAUCCCUGGUGGACUUCGUCAUACUUCGUCGAAGACUAUUUCACGCAGCCCGAGCAGCUGAUCAUCAACGCCACCAUGCCGGGUUUGCCUACGUGGAG